Micromonas pusilla CCMP1545 is the source of this 420-nucleotide messenger RNA. RefSeq lists its product as uncharacterized. The transcript has a single exon. Bases 1 to 420 code for a protein of 139 amino acids. The record is from RefSeq and is a predicted model, not a curated record. Lineage: Eukaryota; Viridiplantae; Chlorophyta; Mamiellophyceae; Mamiellales; Mamiellaceae.
AUGUCCUCGCUCCUCGCGCCGACGGCUCGCCCGUCGUUCCUUGCGCUGCGUCCCGCGCGCGCGUCGAACAUCUCCCGCGCGCGCGUCGUCGCGUGCCGCGCGUCGCGCGUCGACGUCGAAAACGACGACGCGUCGAGAUCGCGAUCCAUCAUGGGGCGUCGCGCGUCGCUCGCGUCAAUCGCGCUCGCGUCAUCAAUCGCGCUCGCCCCCCCCCUCGCCCCGAUCGCCCGCGCCGCCUCCGAUCCGGCCGCGCUCACGGACUACGUCACCGACACGAAGGACAUGAUCGCGAGGCAGCGCUCGCUCCUGCGCGUCGGCGACGGCGACCUGGACGCCUACGUCGCGAAAGCGGACGCGUACUUCGCGGGCUACAAGGCGCGUCUAUACACUGGUUCCCAUACGACCGCGUCCGCGUGGUGA